Fomitopsis serialis is the source of this 1696-nucleotide messenger RNA. RefSeq lists its product as uncharacterized. The coding region runs from base 198 to 1373 and encodes 391 amino acids. The transcript has a single exon. The record is from RefSeq and is a predicted model, not a curated record. NCBI's taxonomy places the organism in Eukaryota, Fungi, Basidiomycota, Agaricomycetes, Polyporales, Fomitopsidaceae.
GCGGCUGGGGGCACUCGAAGCAGGUAAGUGCAUUCUGGACAACGUCUCGUUCGCGAUGGCCGUUGAUCCAGCUCCAGUUCACGACUCCAGCGGAACAAAUGAUAGACGUUGAGACCCUGGGAGCGCAGCCGAGAGCUAUAAGGCACGAUUCACCGUGCAGACGAUCGAUAGACAUCCGCCUUCCCCGAGCUUGAGCCAUGUCCGCCUACUUCACGCGUCCCCGGCAGCCCACCGUCUCCUCGCCAGCCGGGAGCACCGUCCUACGACCGGCCCAUCACGACGCGCACGACCAACGCCUUCCCUCGCUGGACAUCGACUUUGGCGAGUCAAUAUACAUCUUCCCUAAUCCCUCUUCCGUGCCACCGAGCCCCGGGUCUUCGCUCUUCUCCGCACCAAGCGACCUCCCUUCUUCCCUGAGCUCUCCAGCCUCCUACAUCGAAUCUCGCCGCCGUCCGCGUGGGCGACACCACACCUCCAGCUUCUCCGCGCAGACCAGCACCAGCCGCAGCCGCAGCGAGAGCGCGAGCACGAGCACGUCUUACCUUCGCGUCCACCAUCCCCUCUCGCCCACCACCCCUACCGACACGGACGCAGAUGCAGAUGCAGACGCGUAUCUCGACGGCGACAUCGAGGUCGAGCUCUGGGAGUGGACAGGCGAGUCCGCGCGCUCCGGCGAGGGCUCCGAGCCCGACUCGUGGGUACUCGAGGAGGAGGUGCAGCGCGCGAGUCGGUGGGGGCUCACGGACGCAGACACGCACGUCCGUGGGCGGCCGUACCCCCUGCGCGCGUCGACGUCCACCGCGCACGCGCGGAUCACACUGGACAACGCGCGCCACCGGCUGAGCCUCGCGUCCCUCCGCUCGCGGACGCGCUCGAAGUCGAGCAGCGACUUCAGGCCGGGGAGCGCGCAGGCGCCGCAGCCGCGCAUACGCAUACCGCUGCUGUCGUUCUUCGCUGCGCUGCUCUCGCUCGACCUGGACGACCCCGCCCUGCGCCUGCUCACACAGCCCGCUCCGCCCGACGGCCAGUCGAUCCUCUUCCCCGGGCACCCCACAAGCAGUCUCUCUCCCCCGGAACCCUCCUCGCCUUCCUCUGACAGCUCGGACACGAGGUGCCAUAACUCGGAUCGCUCGGAACUGACGCCCGACCUUCCCUCCAGCACGCACGGUUUGCAGAGGCUGUUCUCCUCGACGACGGAGCCCGCCAGCGCUGCGUUGCGCUCACUCCGUGCGGGACUGGUCGCGAUCCCGAUCGAUAUCGACGUGCCGGGGGUCGCGGGCCUCGCCGGUUUGUUCCGCGCCGUCGGGGAGGCGUAUACGCGGGGCGGGCAGGCGUGGAAGGAGAUUUGGGCGGGCGAUGUCCUGAUGUCCUGAAUCCCGUUUUGUUGGAUGUCUUCUGGGUACUAGCGUUGGCUACGUACGUCACUCUGCUUUCCACGAUCUGUUCUUUCUCGCCCUCGGUUUCUCUAGCCUCUCCAUAUGGACCUUGAACGUGCGUGUCUGGGAUGUUGUCUCGCUGUAUUGUAGUAGACUUGGGCUCUUGUACGCAUACGCACCCCUCAUAUACCGAUGUACGCAACUAAACUAGAUCCCACAGUAGUACAAAAAUGCCAAAGGGAAGAAUGAUUGUCACCUUCGAGUCUGUGGGUUCGAGUAAGCAGCGUAUGAAACUGCUCCGAAGUAUAAUGGCUGGCUCA